Messenger RNA from Arabidopsis arenosa, 599 nucleotides. The record is from the annotation of a GenBank genome assembly. NCBI's taxonomy places the organism in Eukaryota, Viridiplantae, Streptophyta, Magnoliopsida, Brassicales, Brassicaceae.
AUCACUAGCUCUCUUUCUCUAUCUCUCUCUCUCCAUCUCUCUGCUUGUGUGACAGUAAACAUGGGAGCUCUCGAUUCUCUUUCUGAUUACCUCUCUAACCAUUUCUACGUCUCAAUAAGAAAACGGAAGAAGCGUAAAGUCAUGCAGACAGUGAAUAUAAAGGUGAAGAUCGACUGUGACGGAUGCGAACGCAAAAUCAAGAACGCUGUUUCCUCUAUGAAAGGAGCAAAAUCAGUGGAAGUGAACAGAAAGAUGCACAAAGUAACGGUGAGUGGCUACGUUGAUCCAAAGAAAGUGCUGAAGAGAGUGCAGAGCACUGGGAAGAAGAAAGCUGAGCUGUGGCCGUACGUUCCGUACACAAUGGUGGCUUAUCCGUACGCUGCUGGAGCUUACGACAAGAAAGCCCCACCGGGGUUUGUGAGGAAGUCGGAGCAGGCUCAGGCGCAGCCGGGAAGUACUGACGAUAAGCUCAUGUCCCUUUUCAGCGACGAGAACCCUAACGCCUGCACCGUUAUGUGAAUAAAGUAUAGAUAGCAAGUUAGCGCAACCGAUUGUUAUAAUUAGUAAUGUAUAACGUUUUAUAAAGUUUAUAGUGGAGU